This is a messenger RNA of Telopea speciosissima, 3216 nucleotides long. Its product is annotated as alpha,alpha-trehalose-phosphate synthase [UDP-forming] 1-like. Lineage: Eukaryota; Viridiplantae; Streptophyta; Magnoliopsida; Proteales; Proteaceae. Bases 322 to 3123 code for a protein of 933 amino acids. Gene Ontology annotation, biological process: trehalose biosynthetic process. Gene Ontology annotation, cellular component: cytosol. The transcript has 18 exons. The record is from RefSeq and is a predicted model, not a curated record. Gene Ontology annotation, molecular function: alpha,alpha-trehalose-phosphate synthase (UDP-forming) activity.
UUUUUGAGUUUCCUUUUCCGAUACAAACGUUAACCACCGAUAGAAAAGGAAAGCAAGGCUCUGUUUGGAUUGUAAUGCAGAUUGAUUGGGAUAGCCUUCUUUCUUUACAAUCCCUAAAAUGGAAGAUUUCAGACCAAAGAUAUUGGCGAAAGGGCUACCCUUUCCAUUACUGUUCCUUCAUCUUCUAAAGUGGAAGUGGAAAAGCAACAUGAACCGCCAUAUUGGCUUUGUCAGAAAGCCACAGGCAAAGUGAUCACUCUUGAGUAGGAAUAAAAAAUAGCCUGUGAAGUUGGUGCAGCGGCUGGACUACAGGUUGAGCGUAUGCCUGGGAACAAGUGCAAUCGUAAUUCUGCCAUCCCCACAACUAGAGUUGAAAGACUCUUGAGGCAACGAGAACUAAGGAAAAUUAACAGGACACAUCGACCAAAUGAGGAAUCAGGUGAUGUUAACAGGGAGUGUGAGUACCUUGAGCAUGAAUUGAGCCUGAAAGAGGGUAAUAACUGGGGAAUUACCAAUGAAGAAGAAUUCCUGGAUGCGGGUGCAGCAGCAAGAGCGCUCCGCGAAGGAUAUGAAAGGCAGGGCAGCCGGCCUCCAAAACAACGACUUUUGGUGGUGGCAAACAGGUUGCCAGUAUCAGCAGUUAGGAAGGGUGAGGACUCAUGGUCACUGGAGAUAAGCGCAGGUGGUCUAGUAAGUGCCCUUCUGGGUGUGAAAGAUUUUGAGGCAAAAUGGAUUGGAUGGGCUGGUGUGAACGUACCAGAUGAGGUUGGGCAAAGGGCACUUACUAAAGCACUGGCUGAGAAGAGGUGCAUCCCUGUUUUCCUUGAUGAAGAGAUAGUUCAUCAAUAUUAUAAUGGCUACUGCAAUAAUAUCUUGUGGCCUCUUUUCCAUUACCUUGGACUUCCACAAGAAGAUCGCUUAGCAACCACUCGUAGUUUCCAGUCUCAGUUUGACGCAUAUAAGAGGGCCAAUCAAAUGUUUGCUGAUGUGGUAAAUACGCAUUAUGAAGAGGGUGAUGUCGUUUGGUGCCAUGAUUAUCAUCUGAUGUUUCUUCCUGCAUGCCUAAAGAAAUAUAACAACAACAUGAAAGUUGGCUGGUUUCUCCACACACCCUUCCCUUCAUCAGAGAUCCAUAGGACGCUGCCAUCUCGAUCAGAGUUGCUAAAAUCUGUUCUUGCUGCUGAUUUAGUUGGUUUUCAUACAUAUGAUUAUGCCAGGCACUUUGUCAGUGCUUGUACUCGCAUUCUUGGGCUUGAGGGUACACCUGAAGGAGUAGAGGAUCAAGGGAGGCUGACAAGGGUGGCUGCUUUUCCUAUUGGGAUAGAUUCUGAAAGAUUUAUUCGAGCUCUUGAACUUCAACAAGUCCAGGAUCACAUCAGAGAAUUGAAAGAAAGAUUUGCUGGCCGAAAGGUUAUGUUAGGUGUUGACCGUCUUGAUAUGAUUAAAGGAAUUCCACAAAAGAUACUGGCAUUUGAAAAGUUCCUUGAAGAAAAUACAUAUUGGCGUGACAAAGUAGUGUUACUUCAAAUUGCUGUGCCUACAAGGACAGAUGUUCCAGAGUAUCAAAAGCUCACAAGCCAAGUUCAUGAAAUUGUUGGGCGCAUUAAUGGCAGAUUUGGCACUUUGACAGCUGUUCCCAUACAUCACCUGGACCGAUCGCUUGACUUUCAUGCAUUAUGUGCACUAUAUGCAGUUACUGACAUAGCGCUUGUGACAUCUUUGAGGGAUGGAAUGAAUCUUGUCAGCUAUGAGUUUGUGGCAUGCCAGGAUUCAAAGAAAGGAGUUUUAAUCCUUAGUGAAUUUGCUGGAGCUGCACAGUCGCUUGGUGCUGGAGCUAUCCUAGUAAACCCAUGGAACAUCACAGAAGUUGCUAGUGCAAUUGGUCAAGCUUUAGAUAUGAAUGCUGAGGAUAGAGAGAAACGGCACCUUCAUAACUUUAAGCAUGUGACGACCCACACUGCUCAAGAUUGGGCUGAGACCUUUGUGAGUGAACUGAAUGAUACCAUUAUUGAAGCUCAAUUAAGGAGAAGAAAAUUUCCAAAUUUACUUCCAGUUGAAGAUGCAAUAAAGCGUUACUUGCAGGCCCAGAACCGUUUACUUAUACUGGGAUUCAAUGCAACCUUAACUGAACCAGUGGAUACUCCUGGUGGGAGAGGGGGUGAUCAAAUUAAAGAAAUGCACCUUAAAUUGCACCCAGACUUGAAAGAGACUUUGCAAACUCUGUGCAGUGAUCCGACGACAACAAUUGUUGUUCUCAGUGGAAGUGAGAGGAAAGACCUAGAUGAAAACUUUGGAGAAUACAACAUGUGGUUAGCAGCAGAGAAUGGAAUGUUUUUGCGUCUUACAAAGAAAGAAUGGAUGACAACAAUGCCAGAGCAUCUAAACAUGGAUUGGGUUGACAGUGUGAAGCAUGUUUUUGAAUAUUUUACGGAAAGAACACCUCGAUCUCAUUUGGAAUCCCGUGAGACUUCACUUGUAUGGAAUUAUAAGUAUGCAGAUGUUGAAUUUGGAAGGCUUCAAGCAAGGGAUUUAUUGCAGCACCUGUGGACAGGCCCUAUUUCUAAUGCAGCUGUUGAUGUUGUCCAAGGAAGUCGAUCGGUUGAAGUCAGAUCAGUUGGUGUUACAAAGGGUGCAGCAAUUGAUCGCAUCUUAGGAGAGAUAAUCCAUAGCAAAAAUAUGCAGACACCAAUUGAUUACGUCUUGUGCAUUGGGCAUUUUAUGGGGAAGGAUGAAGACAUCUAUACAUUUUUUGAGCCAGAGCUUCCAGCAGAACCAUCAGCUGCUGCAAGAGGCAAAGUUUGUGAUGCAGUCAAGACAUCUGUAGACAGACGAUCUUCACCAAAGCUUCCAGUGAGUAAAACUGGGCCAAAGGCGUCCCAAGGUAGGACUCAACGGACCUCUUCGACCAAUGAGAAGAGAACCAAUCUUAGCAGUGGUAAUUCAUGGCGGUCACCACAGGAAGGUAUACCCUGGCAUGAGGGCUCUGUACUGGAUCUCAAAGGAGAGAAUUACUUCUCCUGUGCUGUCGGGCGCAAGAGCUCAAAUGCACGCUAUCUCCUUAACUCGUCAGAUGAGGUUGUCAAAUUUCUGAAGGAAUUGGCUGUAGCACUGUCUUCUAGAUAAAGACACAAUGCUCUCACCGUCUCUGAAGCUCUUUCUCCAAAUUUUGACAAACUUACCUCUGAAUCUCAAAGGUAUGGCAGCUUAGUUUCUUUC